Molecule: messenger RNA, 1897 nt
Organism: Strigops habroptila (Kakapo)
Lineage: Eukaryota; Metazoa; Chordata; Aves; Psittaciformes; Psittacidae
Gene: PDXK
Product: pyridoxal kinase
Exons: 12
Coding region: 93-1037 (314 amino acids)
Biological process (GO): pyridoxal 5'-phosphate salvage
Cellular component (GO): cytosol
Molecular function (GO): pyridoxal kinase activity
Source: RefSeq, a predicted model, not a curated record
GGAGGGCGUGCGCGUGACGCCCUCCGCGCUCCGCCUCCCGCUCCUUGCUCCCGGCGCCGCCGAGCUCGCGUCGGCUCGGCGCGGGCGCAGCCAUGGAGCCGGAGCGCGAGUGCCGGGUUCUCUCCAUCCAGAGCCACGUCGUCCGCGGCUACGUGGGCAACAAGGCGGCCACCUUCCCCCUGCAGGUUUUGGGAUUUGAAGUUGAUACGGUGAACUCUGUCCAGUUUUCAAACCAUACAGGUUAUGCCCACUGGAAGGGUCAGGUGUUAAAUUCAGAUGAACUUCAUGAACUGUAUGAAGGACUUAAGCUGAAUAAGGUCAACCGGUACGAUUAUGUGGUCACAGGGUAUACAAGAGACACAUCGUUUCUUGCAAUGGUGGUUGAUAUUGUCCAGGAGUUGAAGCAACAGAAUUCUAACCUAGUAUAUGUAUGCGAUCCAGUGAUGGGUGACAAAUGGAAUGGAGAAGGCUCUAUGUAUGUGCCCAAGGAUCUCCUCCCAGUCUACAGGGACAAAGUUGUACCUGUUGCUGAUAUAAUUACUCCUAACCAGUUUGAAGCAGAGUUACUCACGGGCAGGAAGAUUCACACAGAAAAAGAGGCUUUAGAGGUAAUGGAUAUGCUCCAUGCCAUGGGACCAGAGACUGUGGUGAUCACAAGCUCGGAUCUACAGGCCCCUCUAGGAAAUGACUACCUAAUUGCUCUGGGAAGCCACAGAAAAACUAAAGCAGAUGGUACCAAGAUGACACAAAGAAUUCGAGUGGAGUCUCCUAAAGUGGAUGCUGUCUUUGUUGGAACGGGGGACUUGUUCGCUGCUAUGCUUUUGGCAUGGACACAUAAGCAUCCAAACAAUUUGAAGGUGGCAUGUGAAAAGACUGUGUCAGCCAUGCAGCAUGUUCUGCAAAGGACCAUUAAGAGUGCAAAAGCACAAGCUGGAGAAGGAAACAAACCAAACUCAGCCCAGCUGGAACUGAGAAUGGUCCAAAGCAAAAAGGACAUAGAAAACCCAGAGAUCAUAGUGAAAGCCACCGUGUUAUAAAGAUUUUUAAAUCUUACCAAGAGUUUUAAAUCUUGCCCCACUGAAGGUCUCUAGUUCGUAAGAUGUUGUCAGAAGACCCCUUGCCAAGUGAUGUGAUACAGCCUGUCACAGCUGGCUUGGAGCACAGCAGCUUCAAACAAACAGCCCUGUUGGAUACCACCUGCAGACAGGUACUCUUGUCCUGUGGCCUGUAUUUAGUACACCCCAAGUGUUCACGUGCCUAAUAUGUGCUACAUGUGAAUGUAAGACGUGCUAGGGAAGAAAACUGCAGGGCUUGUUGCUGGAGAUGCGACGAUGGAUGGAAACACUGGAGAAUUUAGCACCAUCCAGUGACCUUGUCCUCUGCUGUUAGUGAUUGUUUGUGUAAUGUAUCCCUUUCAGUAUUGCUUGCUUUCUGGAAGAUGGGAGGGUGACAGCCUAUAUGCUGUUUUGAUAUGCUUUUAGCUAGCUGAAUGGGAAAUACAAAUUAAGAUUGAUCAAAUGGAGGGGAGGGAUAGCUGUGAAUUUGCCCAAGAUCCGAGUGAAUAAAUCUUGAGAUUUGUCUCUAAUUCACAAAUAAUUCAAUAUUGACCAAAUGGGUGCCAUGUCUCCAAUGGAGUAGCAUCUGGAAGAGGCCAAUAUUUAGGGUUUUUGCCCAAAGUACGUUUAGUCCUGCUCUGCUGUUUAGUGAAAACGCCCAGUGCAGAUGCCACCAGAGCCUCAUCUCGUUGAGUAACGCUGUAAUAAAAAUGUGGUUUUCUUGUGAAAGUCUUGACCUCUUCUUAUGAAAAUAACACACAACUCAGUAUUUUCAUGGUGUAUAAGUGAAAUGUAAUUUUUUUUUUUCUUUUUUUCCAAUAAAAUACAUUUCCUUUCCUAAA